AAAAACAUCUCGCCAGAUACAUAUAGAUAGAUAAACUCCGAUCUCUCUCUCUCUCUCUCUCUCUCUCUGCACGUCGACUUCUUGUUUUUUUUUUUUUGUGAAGAUGAAAGCUUUCUGCAUAUUCGUCGUCUCAUUGCUUCUCACCGUUAAUUCCAGGGGAGAAGCUACCUCUUCUGUUUUCUUCAUUGAUGGAUCCAACAACCAAUUUCUUCGUCCACCAUCAGCCGAGGCGCUUCACAUGUCGCUCUCUGAGGUAUCUGCAUCAGUAUCUGCCUUGUUGGGUUUUGCACCUCCAUCUACUUUGACUGCCCAUGGCUCCUCCAAGCUGAACAAGAUUCUAAAGCCCAAUCCGUUUGAGAGGCCUCGUGCUGCUUUUGUGCUAGAAAUCGCCGGAGCUCAUGAUGCGCUUGUGGAAGCCUACACUAGUCAUUCUUUCUUGGGCGAUUCCAUAAGAGGCAGUAUCAGUUCUGAUUCUUACAAUGCUGAUAUUGAACUUCCAGGAAGUGGAGUUGCUGUUGUGUCUGUCAACGAACCCUCAUCUGAUGUGACUGACAAAGACAUGAAUGAGUUUGCAUCUUGGUUGGGUGGGUCGUAUGUUACUGACUCUGCUGAACCAUUGACUGGAUUGCUGAGUAUCCCUCUGGCUGAUGGUGCUAAUGUGGAGUUCCAUUGGAAAAGAGGAGUAGUCAACCUUCAUGGGGAUUUAUCUCAUGGUAUUGAGAGACCUGCUGAACUAACGGUUGGACGCUUUGUCGGUAUUAAUGUUUUAGCACAGGAGUAUGGCAAG
Molecule: messenger RNA, 787 nt
Organism: Raphanus sativus (radish)
Lineage: Eukaryota; Viridiplantae; Streptophyta; Magnoliopsida; Brassicales; Brassicaceae
Exons: 9
Cellular component (GO): endomembrane system
Source: RefSeq, a predicted model, not a curated record